GUGCUGGGCUGAAUGAAGCAUACUCCGGUUAAUUGCAGACCCGGCCCACGUUCCCAAAACCCCGCCGCCGUUUCAGCCCAUCGUCCCUAUCCCAAAAUCAGUCUCUCUCCUCCCUCCGCCGCCACCUCCGCCACCGCCACGGCGCCCGCCGGUGAACCCCACCGUUGGCGACCAUCGCGCGCGCCACCGCCCUCCCCACCGCUCGGCUCCUCCUGCGCGGGCGCAUGGCCUCCUUCGCCUCCGUUGCGACCCUCCCCUUUCCCACCUGCUCCUCCUCCGACGACGACUCUGACGACGCCAAGCCCCUCCCGCCUCUACCCACAUCGGAGGAAAUAUGCCCUCCGCAGCAGCACCAGCAGCAGCCGCAGUGGCGGCAGCUGGAGCGCGACUGCAACGUAGCCAUGAAGGCCCUGGCGCGCGCGGGCGACGUCGACCAGGUGCUCGCCCUCUUCGCCGAGCUCAGGACUUCCGGAACCCCCAGUGUGCUCUGCUACAACACUCUCCUCAACGCGCUCGUCGAAGCUGGCCAUCUGGAGGAGGCCCCCAAGGUGUUCGACGAAAUGUGUGCGUCUGGGGUGCGGCCCGAUGCGUCAUCCCACAACAUCUUUCUCAAGCUGCGUUCGUGGACCACCGACCACGACGACUCUCCGUACAAGGUGAUCAUCCGGAUGCAAGAGCUUGGGAUGAAAGUUGACGUGAGCACGUACUCUACAAUUGUCACGGGGCUGUGCCGUGCGGGGAAGCUCCUCGAGGCAUGGGGUCUGCUUGAGUGGAUGCAGGAAGCGGGGUGCCGUCCCAUGGUGCAUACUUACACGCCAAUUGUACAGGGAUAUUGCCGUGAGGGCCGUGUCAAGGAGGCCAUGGACCUGAUGGCCACGAUGGAAGCUGCUGAUUGCCCUCCCAAUGUAGUCACCUACAAUGUUCUGAUCAGGGCUUUGUGCGACGCCGGCCAAUUUAAUGAAGUCAAGCAGCUUUUAAUGGAGAGCAGAACCAAGGGUUGGACGCCCAGUAUUGUCACCUACAAUACCUUUAUGAAUGGUCUCUGCAAGAAAGGUAAGGCUAAGGAAGCACUUGCGCUGCUGGGUGUUAUGCUGGGCAAAGGGUUGGAUCCCACAGAUUUUACUUUGAGCAUUCUUCUGAAUUGCCUUUGCCAUGCCUCGAGGAUUUCCCAUGCCAGAUACUUGCUAGAGAGGAGUACGUCGUCAUCGAGAUGGUAUGCUGGUGUUGUUGCAUACAACACUGUGAUGGGCAGGUUAUGUGAAAUGGGACAUUGGAGGGGUGUUCUGAAGCUGUUGACAGACAUGAUCAAGAAAGGUGUGAUGCCAAACACGAGGACGUUCAACAUUGCCAUUCGUAGUCUUUGCAUUGGUCGAAAGUGCUCCGCAGCCAAGAGCCUGGUCUGUAACCAAGGGUUUGCUGCAAAUGUCGUGACAUACAAUACACUGAUUGAUUGGUUUUUCUACCAUCGAACGCCUAGUGAGGUGGGCCGCCUAAUGUCUGACAUGGCAGCAGGAAAUAUUGCUGUAGAUGAAGUUACUUACACUAUAUUCGUUGUUAGAUUAUGCAGAGAUGGAAAUUUUGCUAAGGCCAGUAGUUGCUUUCUAAAAUCGCUAGAGAAUGGACUGUCAAUGGAUCUUCUUGGCGUCCUUAUAAACAGGCUUGCUUACAAUGGCAAAAUCACGGAGACUAUUCGCAUAUUCCAGAAUAUGAGAGAAAGAAAAGGGUUUUCCCUAGAUAAUUCUGUAUUUGACCUCACAAUUGAAAGAUUCUGUAGGGCCGGUUAUUGUCAUGACAAAUAUAUACAUAAUCUUAACUCUAUUCUAGAUGCAAUGUUGGGAAAGCAGUGAACUGAACUCUUGUGGAUCUAGGAAGCAGACGAUAAUUGGAGGAAUGGAUUCCCUCUUUUCAUUAUUUUCCUCCUGCCAACUGCCAUGGAUGAGAAGUGUGGACACUGCUAAAGAUACUCAAUACGUGUUGUCUGACUUUUAUAAUAUUCCGUACAUCAAAGAUGGCUGCAUGCCUGUUUAUGUUAACAUAUUCCACCCUGCCACUCAACAGACAGAGUCUAAUUGGUGAGUUAUGGGAAGAUUGACUUACUUGCCAACAUAGAAAGGUUUGGUAGUCGGUACUAAAGUUACAUAAUUAAUUAUAUUGAUUUACAUAAAUGGUGUUAUUUAUGUAUCUAGUGUUGUAAACUAGUACUGUAGUAAGAACUAGCAAGCAAUAUUUUUAGGCUGGUAUUAUAAUUAUGUUUGAAUUUUAUACAUGUUCUGCCAAGUUGCAUAUCUAUGCUACAAAUAUUUUAGUGACUAGGACGCCGAAUUUUCCCCUCUUACCUAUGCUAUUCUCCACAUCUGUGACACCUCAGCCCAGCCUGGUUGAAAUUCAGCCCAAGUGUGGCCGAUGAGUAUAUGUGUGCAUUAGAACUUAAGUGGAGAUACGUACCGCCUUGCUAGUUUAAAGGUGGAAGCCACCAAUAUCAGUAAAUACCCAAGGGUUCCCAAGGCAAUAACGUCCUGUUAGCCAUUUUUGCGGGAAGCAAGGACGUACGUAUAAGCAGGAUACCUUGGUAUACUCAGUAUGCAGAUUAGUUCUAAGCCAGUUGGGACCUUGGUGUGUUACCGCAUAUAGGCUUCGCUCUUUGAUCUUUGAACCCUGUUUCUAUCAUAUCCACACUUGGUUAACUUCCUGUCUUCUGCAAGCUUGCAAUCAACAACAUGCUGCACAGGUGGGAUUCCAAUGCAAGUUUUUCCUAUUUAAUACAGGAUUACUGCAAUUGCAAACAGUUUUAGCCAUAUAAACUUGACAAGAUGAGGAUGGUAAUGAUCCGACAAGGUAUGAUGGCAUAUAGGCCAUACUGAUCACCGUGUCCUGUAUGCUGGAUCCUCUACCAUUCUGUGUUCUUUCUGAAAGCGUGCCAAUCCCUAUGUUGGGCGGAGCUGAGAAUCCUCUAUUUGCUGGGAUCAAGCUUUUCCUCUUUUUUUUUGCGGGUGAUCAAGCUUUUCCUCUGCAGGGGCCUUGUGCAGUAAACCCCCUAUGGACGUUCCCUGUCGAAUCAUUUGUGCUGGCAGGAUUCCUGUUAUCUGGUUCAGAAUGAAACUUGAUUAGUGAGGUCCUGUGGUUGUGUAUCCUUCUCUAUCUACCAUAGGUAGAGUGCAUAUAUCACCAGGUAGGUGUUUGUGGUUACUCUACAUAGAGCUCUUUAUAGAAGACAAAAAAAAAGUGUCAAGUAGGAUUCUUCUCUUGUU
Molecule: messenger RNA, 3248 nt
Organism: Triticum aestivum (bread wheat)
Lineage: Eukaryota; Viridiplantae; Streptophyta; Magnoliopsida; Poales; Poaceae
Product: pentatricopeptide repeat-containing protein At1g09900
Exons: 2
Coding region: 225-1847 (540 amino acids)
Biological process (GO): mitochondria-nucleus signaling pathway; chloroplast-nucleus signaling pathway
Cellular component (GO): chloroplast
Molecular function (GO): protein binding
Source: RefSeq, a predicted model, not a curated record